UGUUCGAUUUAUUUUAAUAUAAUAAAAAAAUGAUAUAUAUAGACAUCCUGUAAAAUUGUCAUUUCCUGAUGCGUCAGGCGCAUUUAAUAGAUAUGGAAUCUGUUAUCGCGGAUUUACUAGAAGGAAGUCCAGUUCCUUUCUACCAGUUAUUGCCUGUCGUCCAGCAGUCUGAAUAGUAUAAAACUGACAGAGUAUAAAACUUUUCGACAAAUCUUUAAUUCUCUUAAUAACUCAUUGUUUAAACUAAAUUAUUGUGACUAAAAUACAAUGCUGCUACCUUCAAAUAAAAGAGUGAUUUGUUCAUAAAGGUCCCAUUCAAAUGUAUUCAAUAAGCAAGUUUGUUUCAUUAAAUCAUAUCUGGCACACAUUUUUCUUAAAUUUCACGAACAGCACGUGUGUAGUUGUUUACAAUGAAAAAAGCAAUGAUAAACAUGAUGUUAUUGUUGUUUAUCUUCGCGAAUCAAAUGCUACAUAUUGUCGGAAAACUAACUGUGUUACGUGGACCAAAAUCCUAUACAAACGAAAUAAGAUUGAUAUGUCUCUCAGAGGAUGAUGGCGGCGCUCUUGUGUGGAACUACAAUUUAGUUUGGAAAUACUCUUAUGCACCUGUAAACAAUUAUAACUUUCAAAAUUUUUAUACAUUUAACAACGAUAAUAAUGGAAUAAACUGCAAAAUGAACACAAAUGAAGGUUGCUUGGAGUCAUGGAUUAAACAAAACUGGUAUCUUACAAAUUCUUUAAAAACAUCUAUGGGUCCAGUAUUUGAUCAACGAUGGGAAGAAUUCAAACUGUAUGAAAAUCUUCAAGAUGUUUAUGAUUAUACAGAUUUUGACCUUACCACCGAAGUAAAGCUUUCUUUUUCGGUUCGAGUAUCCCACGAUGCGCAUAUAUUAAUUUGCAAUGGCACGAAUUAUUACAGUGAUUCUUGUUAUUGGAUCAUAAUAGGUGGUUGGGGUAAUACACAGUCUGUCAUACGAAAGUGUGUGACGGGAGUGCCUAAACCUGGGAAAUAUCCCGAUAAAAAUUCAAACUGCAAUCAUCCAUUAGAUUCAAUCAAGCACACACCAUUGUCUGAAAAUGAGUGGCGAUCGUUUGUAAUUACAUGGAAUUCUGAGAUGCACAAAAUAGUUGUUUAUGAUACUGAUAAGAUCAUUUUGACAUAUACAGACGAGGAAAGGCAAUUACACUUAAACAAUAAUUACUACAUGUUUAUUAGAAGCGAUACAGUGAUGUUAUUCCGAUUUCAUAUAUAUGAUUUUUUACAUACGACUGUCGAGCAAGCAGUUUUAACCAGUCCUAGCUUUCAAUUUAAUAACGAAAUGAUAUGUUUACAAUUAUUAAUUGGCCUCUGCGCUGAAUGUAAUGCACAUAUAGUCUUGCGUGAUUACACAAACGAUGAAGAGUUGGUAAAGAUAACAGUAAAAAGCUCAUCAAAAUCUAUGGUUCAUGGCUUGCCUAUGUGGCAAUCUGUCACAAUCAAGAAGAAUUCUUCAGUGACCGAUUACAGUAACAGGAUGAUAAUACAGUUGAUUCCUAUACUCAAUAUUCAUAGCUCGAAUCCGUUGUGGGCGAUAGCGAACGUUCGUCAAUGUCCCCAAAUUGGAAUUUUGAGGAGCGGUGCUAUUGUUCAUCGUAAAGAUUGGGAAAACAACCGUGAAUAUUUUUGGCCAAAUGUCACAUGUCAAAAAUUAUUUUAUGAUGAACAUGCGAUUGUGAACCCUAUAUCGCACGUCAAAUCGGAUAUAAGCAUGGAUAACAUAAACUGUCCUCAAGGAAAAAUUGGACCUCAAUGUUUCCUUUUUUGUGCAACUGAUCUGAAUAGUGACGUAGAGUGUAAAGGAAGCGAAAUUUGUUACGAAAAUGGUUGCACAUGUGCUCCGGGUUUUUUAGGAAACGAAUGUUUUAGACCUUGUGAUUCAAAUAAAUAUGGUUAUGGCUGCAAAAAGACAUGUGGCUCCUGCUUAUAUGCAAGCAAUGGACAAUGUAAUAAAGCAACUGGAUUUUGUAUUAAUGGACUAUGUUUGAAUGACAAUACUGGAAAAAUUUACAUACCACCUUUAUGUCAAACAAGCAUAGACAAGCUUAAUGCACCUGAAAUUAUUUCAGUAAGCGAAACAACUAUUUGGGCCGUUGUUCCUAUGGCAUGGAAAGAUGAAUACGAAGGAAUACCGAUUCUUUAUUCUUUUGAACAUACAUAUAAUUACGACCAACUGACUUGGAAACCGUUAUUUCGAAAUACGACACAAUUGACGAAAAAUUUUGUGAACAUGGAACCUGGGAUUACUUAUCAUAUUCGUUUAAGUUUAGAUGUUGCAGGCAUAAAAAUACAUAGUGAUUGGCAAGUAGCUGAAACUAAAUGCAAUCCGGCUGAAAACUUCGACGUAACGCCGGAAGAAUACAGUUUGAUAAUAGAUUGGCAAAUUAAUCCAAACCAAUUAUAUUCAUGUCCAGCAAGAUGGUAUUAUCUGAUAAUUCGCAAUAUAAAUACGAAUGAGGAAAUCGUUUCUACAUUAGCUCCGUCAUUUUCCUAUAAGUUACAGUCUUUAACGUCAUACACUCUUUUUGCUGUGACCAUAUCUCAUGGAAAUCGCACCCUAUUUUCCAAGGAUGUUCGUACGCUAGAAGGCGUUCCAUCUCAAGUGUUAGAGCUUAAAAACAUGUUGUCGGCUACACAACUCAUCCUAAUUUGGAAACCUCCAUAUAAGCCGAACGGAAAAAUAGUGCGAUAUGAAGUAAUUUUAAAGGUUAAUGAGUACUGUGGCUGUAGAGACUUAAAAUUACCUACGCCGGAUAAUCAUAUUGUUACAAAAUUUACAACAGAGCCAACAAUUGAAAUUCCGGAUUUACGUCCGUAUACUUCUUAUAGUGCGCAAGUCAUAGCUCAUAACUCACGUCAUUCCAGCUCAAACGCAGAGACAAACUUUAUUACAGCACAAUCUGAAAUCCCAUCAGAAGUAUUUAGUCAGUUGCGAGUGGAAGACAGAAAAUUAUUAUGGGAUCCACCCGAAAAUUGCAUGUUGAUUUCGGGACCACUAAAAGCAAGGAUAAUAAUACAAGGUGUUAGUGACGCUGUUAAAGAUUUCAAUGUGACCAGACAGACUGGUUACCGUUAUUACGAUUUGGAUAAAUUGAAAUUAAACGGUCUUGAGCGAUACUUAGUAACACUUUACGUAAUAAGAGAUUACAAGGGUAAAGAAAAUACUACCGCUUAUAAACAAUUUGAGUUUGAAACUCCACCAACAGCUCCACCCGAAGUAACAAAUUUAGAGGUUGUCGAAAUUGAUACUCGUCAAACGCCUGCCAUGAUACAUCUGCGUUGGCAAAGUCCACUUCCACCUCUCAACGGAAAAUUACGUAAUUAUGGUGUUCAGUUAUGUGACAAACAUAAAUCUUGCUCGAAUAUUGAGAAAGUACAAUUUAACGAGUCUUGUGAUUUGUGGGACAAUUAUAUCUGCAAAGUUGUGCAAAACACGUACCGACGUUCUUUUAUAUACACUCAAACAAUUAAGGUUUUCGCAUACAAUAUGAACGUUACUGAACCAGGACUUCCGGUUUUUGUAACUGGCGAUACGCUUCAUGACACAACGCCGGAUGCACCUGGGAAUUUUACUUUUACAAUCAACAGUAACAGUGUGAUUGAUCUAAAGUGGCUUCAUCCUUGGAAGACAGGUGGUCAUCUUAAGUCUUUUCGCAUUUGUAUACAAGUAACUUCUUCAAAUCUGAGAAGACGCAUUUCUCGAUCACUCAGAAACGAAAUAAUCGAAUUCCCUGUGACACAAUACAUGCGUAACUACAGUGAGCGACUGUAUUUAUUCCCAUCAACAAAAUACAUCAUCUCUAUUCAAGCUGUGACAAUUACGAAUAAGUUUAACAGCUCUAAGUCUGUGAUAAUCCAUACACCUUCAACCGCAGUUUUUGAUGGCACUUUUAAUGUCACGGUAGACAAAUCUGAUUCCACGAUAUUAUUGAAUAUACCGUCUGUUUUAAAUGAUACUCAAGACAGCAUAAUGCACAUCCUUGUAAAAGGCCCUAAUCUUUGCAAGCAACAUUUGGAAGUACCUGAGAGUCUUCGUGCAAAAGCAGGUUUAAAGAACGAAUUUGUUUGGCAAGCUGCUAAAGUUUCGACUAAUGAAUUAGCUGGCAAACAAUUCAGAAUCGGUGACGAUAAUAUUUACGGCAAUGUGAAGAAUUGUCCAUUAAAACCUGAAGAGUUUUAUGAUAUAAUAGUUAUCGUAACCGAAGGAAAUUCGUCCACCAAACCGAUCAUGCUUACGCAAUCUGUCCGCGUCGGUGAGAUACCACCAAAGCAUCAUGAAGUGUGGAUCGUGCCUAUUAUAUUAAUCCUCAUUGUGAUAGGCACAGCUUUUUACUUGUACCGAAGGAAAAAGCAGAAAAUGACUAAGCAGCUAAGGCAAGACGAAAUGGUUUUGUCGCAGAACAUCGAUAACUACGAACAGGAAACAAAAUCUGUGAUAUCGAAUUCAAAGCACGAUCUGUCAACUCCUUCUGACAGACAAUCCCUAUCGCGGGCAACCACUCCGGAAGUGCAGCCGAUUGCUAUCGCAAACGACGACGAGGCGGAGAAAGAAAUGACAUCAUUGGUGAAGGUGAAAGAUUUCGAGGAUUACGUUAGGCAAGCAAUACAGUCAGGAUUGCUCGAUAAGCAGUACGAGACGUUUGUAAGAGGGCAAACUCGACCGUGGGAUUACGGAAAAUUACCACAGAACAAAUCUAAAAAUCGAUACGGGAAUCUUAUUGCAUAUGAUGAAACGCGUGUGGUAUUAAAGAAACUUCCGGAUGACGCUCAUUCCGAUUACAUCAACGCUAAUUACAUCACCGGUUAUAAAAAAAAGAAGUGCUAUAUAGCAACACAAGGUCCCAAACCCAGUACGGUCAUCGAUUUCUGGCGCAUGAUUUGGCAGGAGAACGUUCUUAUUAUUUGCAUGUUGGCAAAUGUGAUUGAAAAUGGAAAGACCAAGUGCGAGCAAUAUUGGCCCGAUAUUGGCAAGAAGAAGAAAUAUGGCGACAUCAUUGUAUUAAAUGCAAAGCACAACGUCUUCGCCGAUUAUUGCUGUAGAACUUUCCACGCCACUUGUGGAGACGAAACUCGAAAGAUAGAACAUCUACAUUAUACGGCUUGGCCGGACCAUGGCGUGCCAUUGUACACGCAUUCCGUAGUCACGUACUUGAAGAAACUUUUAGCGACACCACCUGGAAAUGGACCCGUGGUAGUUCAUUGCAGUGCUGGUGUUGGAAGAACUGGGACCAUUAUUUUGUGCGAUAUUUGUCUCCAUCGAGCAGCUGCUGAAGGCAUGAUUGACGUUUUCGCCGAAACGGCAUCUAUUAGAAGCGAAAGAGCUAACAUGGUGGAUAAUAAACAACAGUAUCUACUAGCACAUUUGGCAUUAGUGGAAUGUCUGCUUUCUAUACCAACUACAUUGCCAUGUAAUGAGAUGUUAUUAACAAAAAUAAAAGAGAAGAAGAAACAGUUGCCCAUUCAACAACAAAGAUUACAGAACACUGCAUGGCAAGAUGAAGCUCUGCGACCUGUUACGUCUCCAUCGCCAUUAUCGGAACGUAAUCGAGCCAAAAACAGAUUUCCGGAAUUGAUUUUAGAUAAAGCCAGUAGAAUAUAUUUAAAGAGAUACCCGACAUCGGACGAGGACAGCGAUUAUUUGUCCGCCGUUUACGUAGACGGAGUAAAACUUCAGAAUCAGUAUCUGGCUACGCAGCUUCCCAUGCCAUCGACGAUUAAUGAUUUCUGGAGAAUGAUUGCCGAGUUCAAAGUUGAACUUAUUCUCAUGCUACAGCUUCCAGAUUUUCAGGAUCCUACUUGUUGUUCGAUCGCUCCUACAAGCGGCGAGUUUAAACCAGUUCCAUAUUUAAAUAUCACAGUAAAGGAAGUUGUGGAGUACGAGUAUUACACAUCACAAAAAUUGUUGCUCGUUGACAAUUCCGAGAAACCCUCGAGAGAACAAUUUGUUACUAUAUUAUGUUUAACGAAAUGGAAACCUGGAAGGCAUCAAUCACCUCCACCCGUUAUGACGAUGGUGACCUUUUGGCAAGCUGCGGAGAGAAUCGCGAGAGGCGAUGGUCCUACUGUCACGCUCUGCCAUGACGGGGUAACUGGAUGCGGGCUCUAUUUAGCGUUGAGUUUCCUGCUGGAAAGAAUGGCCGUCGAAAGAGAAUGUGACGUUUGUUUGGCGGUGCGAGCUGUUAGACGAUCUAGAUCAGAUUUUGUUUGUUCCCUGGAACAUUUGGAAUACCUAUACGAUGCUGCAGUGGCAUAUUUGGAAUACUUUGAAACCUACGCAAAUUUUUCGUGAAAUAAGUACAAGUUGUCGAGAUAAUUAAGAUAAUGAAGUGGCACGUUGUAAUAAAAAAUUGUGAACGUAGUUAAUGGAAUACUCGUCGUAUAUAACCAGAUAUGUAUUAAACAUUGAUAUUAAAUGUAUUUGAUAUUAGAGCUUAUGUAGAAAAACGAGAACGUAGAAAACAUUUCAUUUUUGUAUAAAUGGAAGUAUACAGAGUAUAAAGAGUAAUACCAAA
Solenopsis invicta (red fire ant) is the source of this 6549-nucleotide messenger RNA. RefSeq names its product receptor-type tyrosine-protein phosphatase U. The transcript is spliced from 33 exons. NCBI's taxonomy places the organism in Eukaryota, Metazoa, Arthropoda, Insecta, Hymenoptera, Formicidae. Bases 411 to 6326 code for a protein of 1971 amino acids. The record is from RefSeq and is a predicted model, not a curated record. Gene Ontology annotation, molecular function: protein binding; protein tyrosine phosphatase activity. Gene Ontology annotation, biological process: protein dephosphorylation.